This is a messenger RNA of Brassica napus (rape), 2148 nucleotides long. RefSeq names its product UDP-glycosyltransferase 72E1-like. Gene Ontology annotation, molecular function: UDP-glycosyltransferase activity. The record is from RefSeq and is a predicted model, not a curated record. Lineage: Eukaryota; Viridiplantae; Streptophyta; Magnoliopsida; Brassicales; Brassicaceae. The transcript has a single exon. The coding region runs from base 96 to 1568 and encodes 490 amino acids.
CUUGAAACGUUUCACGUUUAUAAAAAGACAUUUGGUUUUCUAUAUAUUAAACGCACAGAGCAACGCAAGAAAUCCAAAGGUUCAUCAAAUCGUCGAUGGAGGCUAUGCAGACUACAAAACCACACGCCGCCAUGUUCGCCAGCCCAGGAAUGGGCCACGUCAUCCCGGUGAUCGAACUCGCAAAACGCUUAGCUGGAUCCCACGGCUUCCACAUCACCAUCUUCGUCCUUGAAGCCGACGCAGCCUCCGUUCAAUCCCAGUUUCUCAACUCACCUGGCUGCGUUGCCAACCUUUUUGACGUUGUCGGCCUCCCGUCUCCGGACAUCUCUGGCAUGGUUGACCCGUCAGCCUUUUUCGGGAUCAAGCUGUUGAUCAUGAUGCGUGAGACUGUUCCCAUCCUCCGAGAAAAGAUCGCUGAGAUGAAGCACAAACCAACGGCUCUUAUCGUAGACGUGCUUGGCCUGUACGCAUUACGGCUCGGUGAAGAGUUCAACAUGUUGACUUAUGUCUUCAUCGCUUCAAACGCACGUUUCCUCGCGGUGGCUAUGUACUUCCCAACACUGGACAAAGACGUGGAAGAAGAGCACAUAAUAAAAAAGAAACCCUUAGCUCUACCGGGAUGUGAACCGGUUCGGUUUGAGGACACUCUUGAACCGUUUCGUGACCGGAAGGACCCGAAUUACCAGGAAUGUGUUCCUCUUGGUUUGUUGUACCCAACGGCUGAUGGGUUAAUUGUGAAUACAUGGGAUGAUAUGGAGCCCAAAACCCUGAGGUCACUUCAAGACCCAAAGCUCCUUGGUCGGAUUGCUUGUGUUCCGGUUUAUCCAAUUGGUCCUUUAUGCAGACCGGUUGAUCCAUCUAAAACCAAUCAUCCGGUUUUGGAUUGGUUAAACAAACAACCGGACGAGUCAGUGCUUUACAUUUCAUUUGGAAGUGGCGGAUCUCUCUCGGCUAAACAACUAACUGAACUGGCUUGGGGGCUUGAACUAAGUCAGCAACGGUUUGUUUGGGUGGUCCGACCACCAGUGGACGGUUUGCCUUGCAGCGCUUAUUUCUCGGUUAACAAUAGUGGAAUACAAGACGGCACGCCAGAUUAUCUACCAGAAGAGUUCGUUAGUCGAACUCAUGAGAGAGGCCUUGUAGUCCCUUCAUGGGCCCCGCAGGCUGAGAUCCUGGCGCACAAGGCUGUUGGUGGGUUCUUGACUCAUUGUGGUUGGAACUCGAUUCUAGAGAGCGUUGUUAACGGUGUUCCAAUGAUUGCUUGGCCGCUUUUUGCGGACCAGAAGCUGAAUGCAACACUGCUUAAUGAAGAGCUUGGAAUCGCCGUCCGGUCUAAGAAACUGCCGUCUGAAGAGAUGACUUCAAGGGUAGAAAUCGAGGCGUUGGUGAGGAGGGUUAUGGUAGGAGAGGAAGGUUGUAAGAUGAGAGAUAUGGUGAAGAAGCUGAAAAUCACAGCAGCUGAGGCGGUGAGUUGUGACGGUGGAUCGGCGCACAAAUCUCUGUUAGGAGUUGCACAGCAGUGCCAGCGCCUUUUGGACCGAGCCAGUGGGAUGGCACGUGGUGCCUAAGAACAUUUACUGUUUGAAAAUGUUAAGCUUAAGUUUGUCCUUUAAAUGUGUUUCCAGGUAGUCUUGUCACAUGCUUGAUGCUAUCAUGUUUUUAUCUUGUUACCGUCACUUGCUAUCAGUUACUAUGUAUCUACAUCGUACAAAUAAAUAACCGGUGUUUAAUAAGUCUUGGAAUAUCAGACAAAAAUAUUUAUGAUUAGUACUUGACGUCAAUUUGUACGUUUGUUUUAAAUAACUUUUGUAUAUUAAUAUGAUGUUUACAAAAUCAUUGUCAUGACGUACGAUAGCAGUUGUUAUAUAAUGUAUUCUUAAUGAGUUAUUCAUUCCUAAUCGCCUUAGGUUAUUGUAUUGUAAUCAAGAUCUGGCUGACACAACUGAUCUAGUGAAACAAAAAGAGAGUAGCUCAAUUUUGUCUUAUACUUUCUUUUUCUUAAGCAACGUCUUACAUAUUUUCUCAACCAACUUUAUUAAUCUCUCUCUCUCUCUCUCUAGUUAUGUAUAUGUUCGAAUAUGUUAUUAAGGAAUCUUUCAUUUUUAAAUCUGAUUACCUAAGGAAACUUUAAAGUUUAAAUUGAUUGGA